AUGACGCUUUCAAAUUUUUUUGUAUAUUUUCACUUUACAGGUCUGUCGGGUGGUGAGCGUACUUACACAUUAGCCUGUUUCAUCAUGGCUUUAUGGGAAAUAAUGGAAUCUCCUUUUCGGUGCAUGGAUGAGUUUGACGUUUUUCUGGACUUGAGCAACCGCAAGCUUGUUAUGGAACUCCUUAUUGAAUUGGCGACCCAGCAGUACCCCUACAAUCAGUUCAUUUUCUUCACUCCUCAAGGAGUUAAGGAGCUUGGGCAGAAGAAAGGAGUGCAGUUGUUUGAACUUCCAAGCGCAAAGCGCUGA
Molecule: messenger RNA, 306 nt
Organism: Enterobius vermicularis (human pinworm)
Lineage: Eukaryota; Metazoa; Nematoda; Chromadorea; Rhabditida; Oxyuridae
Source: the annotation of a GenBank genome assembly